This is a messenger RNA of Eurytemora carolleeae, 555 nucleotides long. Its product is annotated as proteasome subunit beta type-2. Gene Ontology annotation, molecular function: peptidase activity. Lineage: Eukaryota; Metazoa; Arthropoda; Copepoda; Calanoida; Temoridae. The transcript has 6 exons. Bases 33 to 452 code for a protein of 139 amino acids. Gene Ontology annotation, cellular component: cytosol; proteasome core complex; nucleus. The record is from RefSeq and is a predicted model, not a curated record.
CUGUAUGUCUGAAAGGUUAAAAUUAUUAUUUCAUGAUUAUAUUUAGGUAUGAACUUUCACCCUCCGCUGCUGCAAACUUUACCAGAAGAAAUCUUGCAGAUUAUCUCAGGUCCCGGACUCCCUACCAGGUGAAUCUACUGAUAGCUGGAUAUGAUACUGCCACCCAGCAACCUGAACUCUACCAUAUGGAUUAUCUGGCAGCAAUGAUCAAGCCCGCCUACGCUGCUCACGGGUAUGGAGGCUCCUUCACCACCUCUAUUAUGGAUCGACACUUCAGACCAGAUAUGACCAAGGCCCAGGCGUAUGCUCUUAUGAUUGAAUGUGUCAGGGAGGUUCAGAAGCGUCUGAUCAUCAAUCUGCCAAACUUCACCAUCGUGGUAGUUGACAAGGAUGGUGUAGCAGAGAUGGACCCAAUCACCCCAGCUGUAGUUGCCAACACACCUUCAGCCUAACCUGACCCAAUCAGUCGUACCGGAGCUAAAUCUAAAAUCCAACUUUCGGUUUAAUUUCUAAACAUUGCGUACAUUUUAAGUAAAACUUAUAAUAAUUUCAGAA